Durusdinium trenchii is the source of this 1101-nucleotide messenger RNA. Lineage: Eukaryota; Dinophyceae; Suessiales; Symbiodiniaceae. The record is from the annotation of a GenBank genome assembly.
AUGGAUCGCUACACUCAAGUGGAGAUCAAGCAUGGGAGGGUGGCCAUGAUCGCAACUGUUGGCUACAUCAUGCCUGAGAUCUUCCGGUUUCCUGGCUGCGAGGCCUUCAAGCACGGCUUGGGCGCUUUGGAGUCCAUCCCUAUGGAGGGCUGGAUUCAGCUGGUGGCUCUGAUCGGCGCACAUGAAGUGCUGGUGAAGCCUCGGCAAGGUGGCAUGGGCCCCUCGGACUUCGGCUUGGGCACCGAAUUGCUGGACGGCAUCGAGGACGAGGAGCUGGAGCGCAAGCAGACCGUUGAGCGCAACAAUGGUCGUUUGGCCAUGGUUGCCAUCAUGGGACUGAUGGUGCAGGAUGGCAUGUUCGGAGAGCCUCCUCUGAGCUACAUGUCCAAGAAUGGCUGGUGGGGCGAGCCGGUCCAGUGGUACGUCCAGCACAUCAACAACUGCCAGUCCUUCACUGGCGCCGUGGUGGACAAUGCCGCUGUCUGCGCUUUGCCACGCCGCACCGGCCGAACCACGCUCCGUGCUGGCACCAAGUUGAGCGAGGGGCCAUUCAUUGAGACUGAGACCUACCCAAAGGAGAUGGAGAUGUCUGCGUCCGUGCCAUUCCUUCGCUAUCCGCAGGUGUUGAAGGGCUGGGUCGGUGAGGAGAAGGGCUUCGACCCUUUGGGCGUCACCGAUGCUCUCCCCGUCUACUGGGUGCGUGAAGCGGAGCUCAAGCACGGACGCGUCUGCAUGCUGGCCACCGUAGGCUGGAUCGCCACUGACAUGGGCUUCCGCUUCCCAGGCGACAAGUUCCAGGCCGUGUCCAAUGCCUUUGAGGCUCAUGACAAGAUGGUGGAGGCUGGCUACAUGCUGCCCUUCCUUGGUGCUAUUGGCACCGUCGAACUCUACUCUGGAUGGCUCCUCUAUCAGGGCUGGUUGAAGGAGGUGAACCGGGAUGCUGGAGACUUCUUCGUGGGCAAGAAUUUCCUGCCCAAGGAGCCUGAGAAGGAGAAGGACAUGCGAUUGAAGGAGCUCGAGAACGGCCGUUUGGCCAUGUUCGCCUUCAGCGGCAUUGUCACCCAGGCUGCCAUCACUGGCAAGACCUGGCCCUUCAUGUGA